Molecule: messenger RNA, 1362 nt
Organism: Leptinotarsa decemlineata (Colorado potato beetle)
Lineage: Eukaryota; Metazoa; Arthropoda; Insecta; Coleoptera; Chrysomelidae
Gene: Shal
Product: potassium voltage-gated channel protein Shal
Source: RefSeq, a predicted model, not a curated record
UUCAGGUAAUAACAGUAGGAUGAAUCUAUAUCGGAGGUCCGGAAUCGUACGUUGACGUGUUCAAUUGUUCGGUGUUAUGAAUAGACACGAGUGUUGAGUGCGACAGAGACGGCUCUGGGCUGUCGGGAUACUAGCCGGGAUACUACCCCGCAUUCCCAGAAAUGUGCGAGUGAAAUUCGGCAAAAGCAGCCGUGAUUGUAGCAGCUGACCUUCUGAGACAACAAGUCCAUCAUUCCUCCUCACAGCAUGGCCUCGGUCGCCGCUUGGCUGCCUUUUGCGCGGGCGGCGGCAAUCGGGUGGGUGCCCAUCGCCACGCACCCUUUACCUCCACCACCGGUGCCCAAGGACCGCAGGAAGACCGACGACGAGAAGCUUCUGAUCAACGUAUCUGGCCGCCGAUUUGAAACUUGGCGCAAUACUCUAGAGAAGUAUCCCGAUACUCUACUAGGCUCUAACGAAAGGGAGUUCUUUUACGACGAAGACGUCAAAGAAUACUUCUUUGACCGCGACCCGGAUAUCUUCCGACACAUUCUCAACUAUUACAGAACUGGGAAGUUGCACUACCCGAAGCACGAAUGUCUGACCAGCUACGACGAAGAGCUGGCCUUCUUCGGGAUCCUACCCGACGUCAUCGGGGACUGCUGUUACGAAGACUAUCGCGACAGAAAGCGUGAGAAUGCUGAGAGGCUUAUGGAUGAUAAGCUUUCGGAGAACGGGGAUCAGCACCUUCAGCAGCUGACCAAUCUGCGCCAGAAGAUGUGGCGGGCCUUUGAGAACCCUCAUACAUCCACAGCCGCCUUGGUGUUCUAUUAUGUCACGGGGUUCUUCAUUGCUGUCUCGGUGAUGGCCAAUGUGGUAGAAACUGUACCUUGCGGGAGCAGACCUGGUGGAGCAGGCUCACUACCGUGCGGAGAGAGGUACAAGAUUGUCUUCUUCUGCUUGGAUACAGCUUGCGUUAUGAUAUUCACCGCCGAGUACCUCCUCAGGAUGUUCGCAGCACCAAAUCGCUACAAAUUCGUGCGAUCUGUGAUGAGCAUUAUAGACGUUGUCGCUAUUUUGCCGUACUACAUCGGACUUGGCAUCACAGAUAACGACGAUGUUUCUGGGGCGUUCGUUACCCUGCGAGUAUUCCGUGUAUUCAGAAUUUUCAAAUUUUCGAGGCAUUCACAAGGUCUCCGAAUUUUGGGCUAUACGCUUAAGUCUUGCGCUUCCGAGUUAGGCUUCCUUGUAUUCUCAUUAGCAAUGGCCAUCAUCAUCUUUGCCACCGUGAUGUUCUACGCUGAGAAGAACGUCGGCAAGACCUUCACUUCUAUUCCAGCUGCAUUUUGGUACACCAUUGUCACAAUGACUACGUUAGGGUAA